UGGCGAGAAAGCUCCUGCUAUCCAAUAAUGGGAUUCACCAUCGAACAAGAGCACGAGUUCCACGUCGGCGACGGCGUGAUGCUCAAGCAGCGCCGUGCAGUCUUCGACGAGUUUACACUCGAGUGUGGUCGUGUCUUGCGCAAUGUCGAAGUGGGCUUUCGGACCUGGGGCACGCUCAACCCGACCCGCGACAAUGCGAUUGUGGUCUGCCACGCGCUUACAGGCCACUCUGAUGUAUCCAGCUGGUGGGCGCCGAUCCUGGGUGAAGGCAAGCCGCUGGACACGAGCGUAUAUUUCGUGAUUUGCGCCAACGUGCUCGGAUCUCCGUAUGGCACCGCAAGCCCGUUAACCAUCAAUCCAGACACCCAGCAGCCGUACGGCGCAGCAUUUCCCCAUGUUACUAUUCGAGAUACAGUUCGAUUGCACCGACGACUGGUGCAGGAGGCGCUUGGCGUGCAGCGGAUUUUCGCUGUUGUCGGCGCAUCACUUGGAGGCAUGCAGGCACUCGAAUGGGGCUAUUUCGGAACAACCGUCGUUGCCCAUCUUGUCCUGAUUGCUUGCUGUGGCAGGCAAUCAGCCUGGUGCAUUGGCUGGAGCGAAACACAGCGGCAGGCGAUUAUCAACGACCCAAAGUGGCGCAAUGGAAACUACCCGCUGGACGACCCGCCGGCACAAGGCCUGGCCACCGCUCGCAUGAUUGCCAUGCUGACCUACCGUUCAUCCAGCUCCAUGGAAGAGCGAUUUGGCCGCCAGGUGCAGGACCCGGCUGCCCUACCGGAAAAGUACCGAACGGAUAACGCCGAGAACGAUCAGUACUUUUUCAACAUCCAGAGCUACCUUCGCUACCAAGGGCGCAAGCUCGUGCAGCGAUACGACGCCAAUUGCUACAUGCGAUUGAUGCAGAUGAUGGAUACGCACGAUGUCGCGCGCGGACGCACUUUGCCUGCCGAGCUCGCCCCAACUUUGGCCAUUCAGGCUCACAACCCUUCUCGCGAGACUCCCGCCGCAAGCGCUGCACCCUCGUUGACCCCGCGAGAGUUUGCGGCCAUUGCCAACAAGGCAUACAAGGAAGCACUGGCUCAGCUUCAGCAACCCGCGCUUGUGGUUGGCGUCGAGAGCGAUUUGCUGUACACGAUUGCCGAGCAGGCGGAGAUGAGCAGCCAUAUAGCUCACGCCGAGUUUGUCGCCAUUCCAGCAUACGACGGGCACGAUGGCUUUUUGGUUGAAUUUGCCCGAUUGAACGAGGUGCUGAACGGCUUCUUGAAACGCCACGAGCCGCGCGGAUGUUGAUGGGCUUUUGGUUGUUUUUUUGUUUGUUUUGCGUUGUCAUUAGCUCGAUUCAAUCCAAGUAAUGCAUAGUGUAUACUGGC
This is a messenger RNA of Capsaspora owczarzaki ATCC 30864, 1370 nucleotides long. RefSeq names its product homoserine O-acetyltransferase. Bases 28 to 1290 code for a protein of 420 amino acids. Gene Ontology annotation, biological process: L-homoserine metabolic process. The transcript has 6 exons. Lineage: Eukaryota; Filasterea; Ministeriida; Capsasporidae. The record is from RefSeq and is a predicted model, not a curated record. Gene Ontology annotation, molecular function: homoserine O-acetyltransferase activity.